AUGGCCGAGAAGCGGCGCUCGCCGUGCGCGCUCAGCGUCAAGGCGCACGCCUUCUCGGUGGAGGCGCUCAUCGGGGCGGAGAAGCGGCGCCGGACGGCCGGGGAAGGCGCGACGGCGCCCGCCAGCCCGCAGCCUCGCGAGGCGGAAUAUGCCAGCGACGGAUCCCAGAGCGAGGACGCGCUCGUGGCAAGCCCGCAGCCCGCGACCCUUGGCGGGGACGCCAGCGAGCGGGACCCGCGCGUGGACCUGCAGGGAUCCGACCUGUGGAAACGCUUCCACGAGAUCGGCACGGAGAUGAUCAUCACAAAGGCCGGAAGGCGCAUGUUCCCUGCCAUGCGCGUCAAAAUGUCCGGCUUGGACCCGCACCAGCAGUAUUACAUCGCGAUGGAUAUCGUCCCCGUGGACAACAAACGAUACAGGUACGUGUACCACAGCUCCAAGUGGAUGGUGGCGGGCAACGCCGACUCGCCGGUGCCGCCCCGGGUCUACAUCCACCCGGACUCCCCCGCCUCCGGGGAGACGUGGAUGCGGCAGGUGGUCAGCUUCGACAAGCUCAAGCUCACCAACAACGAGCUGGACGACCAGGGACAUAUAAUCCUGCACUCCAUGCACAAGUACCAGCCGCGGGCACACGUGAUCCGCAAGGAGUGCGGUGAGGAGUUGUCCCCGGUGAAGGCCGUGCCCGUCGGGGAAGGCACGCGCACCUUCUCCUUCCCCGAGACCGUCUUCACCACCGUCACCGCGUACCAGAACCAACAGAUAACCAGGCUGAAAAUCGACAGAAACCCUUUUGCCAAAGGCUUCAGAGACUCUGGAAGGAAUCGGAUGGGCCUGGAGGCCCUGGUGGAGUCGUACGCCUUCUGGCGGCCGUCCUUGCGGACGCUGACCUUCGAGGACAUCCCCGGUAUGGCCAAACACGGAAUCCCAGGAGCCCACGGAAGUGUCGCCGCAUCACCCCACUUGCUAUCGCCCUCGCCGUGCUCGUCGCCCUUCCAGGUGUGCCCCCUCAGCACGAGCGACUUCACCUGCAGCCGCCCGGCCCUCCCGCUGCACCGCUACGCCACGCCUACGGAAACCUUCCCGCCGCCGCGGGGCCCUGCGUCCUUCGAGGGCGACGCCUUCUGCGCCCUCCCGCUCCCCACGUCGCAACUAGGCUACCUAUCCGGCCCCGCCCCGCAGGGCUACGCCGGCCUCCGCCUUCACACGCCUCCCUAUGGCCUGUACGGCUACACUUUCCCGCCGUCGCCCCGCCUGGCCGCCAGCCCGGACAAAAUGAGCGCCGCCGCCGCCGCCGCCGUCAACCAGCAGAGCUCCCUGCUGGGCUCGUCCCCUAGCGGGACGCUAACUGACAGCCUGGGCGUGCUCGGCGCCGGACAGCAGGGUUUUAUGUUCGACUCUCGGACUUUGGGGCUCGCGGGGAGUUCGCAAGUCGCCGCCCACCUGGGCUGA
Messenger RNA from Phycodurus eques (leafy seadragon), 1449 nucleotides. It is a transcript of the gene tbx18, whose product is annotated as T-box transcription factor 18. The record is from RefSeq and is a predicted model, not a curated record. Gene Ontology annotation, cellular component: nucleus. Bases 1 to 1449 code for a protein of 482 amino acids. Lineage: Eukaryota; Metazoa; Chordata; Actinopteri; Syngnathiformes; Syngnathidae. The transcript has 8 exons. Gene Ontology annotation, biological process: somitogenesis; regulation of transcription by RNA polymerase II; morphogenesis of embryonic epithelium. Gene Ontology annotation, molecular function: DNA-binding transcription factor activity, RNA polymerase II-specific; RNA polymerase II cis-regulatory region sequence-specific DNA binding.